Molecule: messenger RNA, 933 nt
Organism: Iphiclides podalirius (scarce swallowtail)
Lineage: Eukaryota; Metazoa; Arthropoda; Insecta; Lepidoptera; Papilionidae
Source: the annotation of a GenBank genome assembly
AUGUAUUUUCAGCCAGGCAUUUUAGUUGGUGGACAAAUUACGCAUAAUUGUUGCACUCAAAGAGGAAUAGGUUAUUACUUAGAAGUCCUGUUAGCUGUUGGCCCGUUUUGCAAAGAGCCAUUGAAUGCUGUGCUACAAGGUGUGACACAUCAUGAUCUUGAUGUCUCAGUGGACAAAAUAAAAGCUGCUGCUCUGCCAGUUCUCUUAAAGUUCAUUUUAGUAGAUGAUGGCUUGGAACUUAAGGUAGUUAGGAGGGGUGCACCACCUCUUGGCGGUGGCGAGGUGGUCUUCCGGUGUCCAGUUCGCCGCCACCUACGACCGUUACAAUGGACCCAAUGGGGUCUGAUAAAGAGGAUACGUGGGGUAGUAUACGCGUUGCGAGUGUCUCCUACGAUGGCCAACAGGGUGGUAGAGUCUGCCAAAGGGGUUAUGCUAAAAUUCCUCCCCGAUGUAUACAUAAACACAGACCAGUGCAGGGGUCCAAAUGCCGGCAAGAGUCCAGGUUUCGGUGUCAGUCUGGUGGCAGAGACGAACGAGAAGACUUUCUACUGUGCAGAAGCUAAAUCACUAGAGCCUGGUAGUGGAGAAAUAUCUUUGCCAGAGGAUGUUGGAAAAGAAUGUGCACUGAAAUUGUUGGACGAGGUGUACCGUGGUGGUUCAGUGGACUCCUCUUUUCAAUGGCUGUUAGCGCUUUGGAUGGCGUUAGGGCAAAAAGAUGUCAGCGAAUGUAUAGUGGGGCCCUUAUCGGAUUAUACUAUAAGCUUCUUGCAACACCUCAAGGAGUUCUUUGGGGUGAUGUUCAAACUGGAAGUGAUCAGAUCAGAAUCGGACGACGAGGUGUCCGAUGAUGAAGAGCAACACGUUACGAAGGCGCAAAAGGUGAAAAUGACCUGUGUUGGUAUAGGAUAUGUUAAUAUCAGCAAGAGGACCUUA